AUGGAAUUGCGUGGCAGAGUGCAGAAGGCCAAUGAGACACUACAAGACUUUGCAUUGGAAAUCGAGCGAUUGAUACAGCUUACUUAUCCAGGAGAACAUCACCCGUUUUUGGAUAUUUUCAAGAUAGAGGCAUUUGUAAAUGGCAUACGUGAUCCUGAGAUAAAACAUGCGGUUUGUGCCACACCAAAGCCAUCAUUCGCUGAAACUGUCUCAUUUGCGCUGGCACAAGAAACGGCUAAAAUAAUUUCAAAGCCACAAAUAUUCAAGGUACGAAAUGUCGAGGUUGUCGCUGAAAACGAAAGGAAUAUAGUCACUGAGAUAAAAGAGGCAGUUUUAGAGGCUUUAAAUGAGAAACAAAAUAAAGCCAAAAUCAAAUGCUAUAACUGUGGAAAAACCGGACAUAUUCAGCGAAACUGCAAAGCACAAAGAAAACGUACCAGAUCGGUCUCACCGCCAAGAAACAACCAACAGGUAAAUCAUCACUCAUCACAAGAAUCACCUUUAAAUUAA
Messenger RNA from Lucilia sericata (common green bottle fly), 510 nucleotides. RefSeq lists its product as uncharacterized. The coding region runs from base 1 to 510 and encodes 169 amino acids. Lineage: Eukaryota; Metazoa; Arthropoda; Insecta; Diptera; Calliphoridae. Gene Ontology annotation, molecular function: nucleic acid binding; zinc ion binding. The transcript has a single exon. The record is from RefSeq and is a predicted model, not a curated record.